AUCGGAGUGGCGGUUCGCAUCUUACCGGGCAGCAUUAGAGUCGUUUCGUUAUUUUCUAAUACUGUCAGGUAAAGAUGUCGUCCGCGCUCCACGUUCGACGAUGCGGUUUCGAAGAUGGACCUCGCGACCGGCGCCGGAUCGGCUCCGUUGCCGGGGAGUGUGGCCGUCGCUGGGCCCGGUGCCCCGGCCCGGUGCGUGCGGCGCUGCGAGGUAUGUGCGCUGGCGUUGGUGCGGAGGUUACGUCACGUGUAUGAACCGGUCUCUCGCUUUCGUAAUGAGACUUUCGACCACCUUCUAUCGUGUCCAGCGUCCGCGAGUCGUGGGUCGUCGAGCUCACCUACUUCGAAGCAGACUAGAUACGGUAUUACUAGCUCGACGAGAGCUGGUCGUGAUUGGCUACGAGGCGUCCCCGCGUGUCCGUCCUCGGCAAUCCAGCUACCUUGUUACGCUCAUCGCCCGAAGCGCGUAUCAUUCGAUCGUGUGUCAUGGUGCAGUAAUGUACGAGUGUGAUAUCGGAGCGUCAGCCGGCGGCAUCCUCCGGUCAAUUGUCGCUGAUACGAGAAACAGAUGACAAUGGCGACGAGCGACGCAAGGACAAUCUUUAAGCAGCCGUAAUACUACGAAAGAGCUUAGAAUGGUCAUAUAUAAUUGUUUGAGGCGACAACACGAUAAAUAAUUCUAUUAAUAAUGAUUAAACCGGGCGUAAUAAAAUUUCAAAAACAACUCUUCUUGGCAGACUUAAAAAGACAGUUUGACUUUUGGCACUAAAAAUACGUUUGUGUCUAUAUGUGUUAAGUAUUUUUUUUAAUUAAAAGUUACGAAGUAAUGAAAAUUGAUGAGAAUAAACUGUAUCACGAAA
Molecule: messenger RNA, 859 nt
Organism: Melitaea cinxia (Glanville fritillary)
Lineage: Eukaryota; Metazoa; Arthropoda; Insecta; Lepidoptera; Nymphalidae
Exons: 3
Coding region: 115-510 (131 amino acids)
Source: RefSeq, a predicted model, not a curated record